Messenger RNA from Micromonas pusilla CCMP1545, 635 nucleotides. It is a transcript of the gene GCSH, whose product is annotated as glycine cleavage system h-protein. The transcript is spliced from 2 exons. NCBI's taxonomy places the organism in Eukaryota, Viridiplantae, Chlorophyta, Mamiellophyceae, Mamiellales, Mamiellaceae. The coding region runs from base 20 to 484 and encodes 154 amino acids. The record is from RefSeq and is a predicted model, not a curated record. Gene Ontology annotation, biological process: glycine decarboxylation via glycine cleavage system; protein lipoylation. Gene Ontology annotation, cellular component: cytoplasm; mitochondrion; glycine cleavage complex.
CCCCCCCCCCCCCCCCACGAUGGCUCUCCGUCAAUUCUCGCGCCGCGUCGCCGCGCCGAUGCUCAACCUCCGCGCCGCCGCGCCCGCGAUGAACGCGCGAGCCAUGAGCACCGUGAUCGAGGGGCUCAAAUACAUGCAGUCGCACGAGUGGGCGAAAGUCGACGGCGACGUCGCGACGAUCGGGAUCACGGAUCACGCGCAGGCGGAGCUCGGCGACGUCGUCUACGUCGAGCUUCCGGAGGUUGGGAGCACGGUGACGCACAAGGAGACGUUCGGCGUCGUCGAGUCCGUCAAGGCGGCGAGCGACGUGUACUCGCCGGUGACUGGGGAGGUGAUCGCGAUCAACGAAGACCUCGCGGACGCGCCCGGGAAGGUGAACGAGGGCGCGUUCGAAGACGGGUGGAUGAUGAAGGUGAAGAUGUCGAACGCGGGGGAGCUCGAUUCGCUCAUGGACGCGGCGGCGUACGAGAAGAGCUGCGAGUGAGAAGAGAGGACGGAACGGACGCGCGGGAAGGCGCGGAGGAGGAGGAGGAGGGACGGGAGCGAGCGACGCGACGCGAUCAGAUCUUGAACUAACGGAAUAGUUUUCUUCCUGUCGGCGGCGGGUGAAAAGAAAGAGAGGCUCUUCGCGUUCG